Messenger RNA from Bombina bombina (fire-bellied toad), 15146 nucleotides. Its product is annotated as opioid-binding protein/cell adhesion molecule-like. Gene Ontology annotation, cellular component: neuron projection. Lineage: Eukaryota; Metazoa; Chordata; Amphibia; Anura; Bombinatoridae. Bases 73 to 1092 code for a protein of 339 amino acids. The record is from RefSeq and is a predicted model, not a curated record. The transcript has 7 exons.
CCAGGCACAGGAUCCCGGGGACAUGUAGCAGACCCCCGGGGGAAGCUCACACUGGGUACCGUAGGGGGCAGGAUGGGGUUCGCCCCCUGGAGGUGGCUGCUCGCCCUGUGUCUCAGGCUGCUCUUCCUUGUCCCCGCAGGAGUGCCGGUGCGGAGCGGGGAUGCCGGCUUCCCAAAAGCCAUGGACAACGUGACGGUGCGACAAGGAGAAAGCGCCAUCCUCAGGUGCACAGUGGACAGUCGAGUGACACGUGUGGCCUGGCUGAAUCGCAGCACCAUAUUAUACACUGGCAAUGACAAGUGGUCUAUAGACCCCCGGGUUGUUCUUCUGGCUUACACCAAAACUCAUUAUAGCAUUGAGAUCCAGAAUGUUGACAUUUAUGAUGAGGGCCCCUACACCUGCUCUGUGCAGACAGACAAUCACCCCAAAACCUCUCGAGUACAUAUCAUUGUACAAGUUCCGCCGCAGAUCCUAAACAUCUCCUCCGAUAUAGCAGUGAAUGAAGGAAGCACUGUAGCCCUCCGAUGUUUAGCUACUGGCAGACCUGAGCCAGCUGUGACGUGGAGACAUAUAUUUAGGAAGAAAUCUCAAAGCUUUGUGAGUGAGGAUGAAUAUUUGGAGAUCACAGGAAUUACCAGGGAGCAAUCAGGAUUAUACGAAUGCAGCGCCGCCAAUGAUGUGUCAGUGCCUGAUGUUCGAAGGGUUAAAGUUACCGUAAAUUAUCCACCGUACAUCUCUGACACAAGGAAUACAGGUGCCUCAGUUGGACAAAAGGGCAUUCUCCGAUGUGCUGCAUCAGCAGUUCCCCUAGCUGAAUUCCAGUGGUUUAAAGAAGACACCAGAUUAGCCAAUGGGCUUGAUGGUGUACGGAUUGAGAGCAAAGACGACAUGUCCGUUCUGACAUUUUUCAAUGUUUCGGAGAAGGAUUAUGGCAAUUAUACGUGUGUUGCAUCUAACACGCUGGGGAACAGCAAUGCCAGUGUCAUAUUAUAUGGGCCGGGAGCUGUGCAAAAUCGAAGCAGUUCAUCUUCAGCAGCUCUAACCGCCACCUGUCUCUGGUGUUCCAUUCUCUAUUCCCUCACCAAGUUUUGAUGAAGAAGAAGACAAGGAGGUGGGGGAUGCUCAGUGAUGUUAGAAGCUAUGGGUGGAUUGUCCCUCUUCCCCCACCCCAUCAGAAAUUACUUCACAUACUCUGAAGGGGGCUACUUUAUCCCCAUACCCCACACUCCCUCGGGCUUUUGUCUGUUACAUGAUAUAAAUUCUACAGUGGAACAGAAAUCAUCUGUCUUUUUCACCUAUUCCUGACCAUUUCAAUACUUACAGCAAAAAGAAAAUCAGAGAAACAGAGCCCGGGGGAGCAUUGGGGUUGGUUUACUUGUAUUGGUGUCUUCGUAAACCCCUGUGUGAUUCUCGCCAGGUCUUUAUGGAUGCAAGAGGAAGAAAUUAGGGCAAGUGGAUUCCUCACCUUUUUACAAAAGAGACAGUGAAUAAAGGAAAUUAACAUUCAUAUUCUCUCUAUGCUUGGCUGUUGGGUGCCAAAUAAAAGGGAUUACAAUCAAUGGCAUGUGGGUAAUUUUACAGGAACUGCAGGAAAUAUUCAGACUGCAGGAUGAUAUAAGUUCUUUAUCAGUAAGCGGCUCUAUUGGAAACCUUUUGGAAACAUCUACCAGCCCUGAGCUUUCCCAAGUACCCAUUUGUCUUUUCUUAUACAAAUAUUGAAUCCUCCUUGUCCUCUCGUAAAAAAAACACAUACCCUUCUGGACUUCCAACCACCUUCUUACCAACACAUUGGCAUCUAUGGAAUCACCUUUUAUGAUGUUGGCUGUAGGUUCCUUUACUUCAACCACUAAAGCACCUUGUGGAUCUUUACUCAAAACACAAUUGUCUCAUUUUCAUUGCUAUCUGGGACACUAGCCCUCCCCAGAUCCCUCUUCCUCCAGUAGGUCACAUGGAAGUUUAUCUUGGUCACAUAAUUUUCUUUUUUUAAGAAAGUUGUCAUAUUGUAUUGCACACUUGUUUUAUUUGUUGUACAGUUGUACAGUUCAAUAACCGGAAAUAAACAUACUACAUAAACCAUAUCUGGGUAGAUGAAUGGAAAGGUUAUCAUUUAAAGCCCCCCCCCCCCAGGAUAAAAAAAAAGUUCUGUAUUUUUAUGUCCCAAGAUGAGUUUCUAAAAUUUGUUAUUGAGAUGUACUAGUAGAUAUAGCAUAAAAAGAUUAAAGUACUUGAAAAUUCUGACAAAGCUAUACAGUAGGUCUGCGUAUAAUAAUUGGUCUGACGUAUAAGAAUCUGUGGGCUAAAUACUUUAUAUGCAUCGGGCUGAUGUUUGUGUUGCCGACAUGGAGUAUAAAGAGAUGUCUGUAGGUUUUACAGUGAUUCAGUGACUUACACUUGUUCUCAUCAGAUACUCACUUUCAUCUCACCUCUUACCAUUCAUGUAGUGUAAGCUUAAUAAAAGCCAGACACUGGCAAAAACACGCAGAGCAGCACAGCUAAAUAUUAAUAGAUGAUCCAUUGUAUCUCUAGGCAAAGGGAACAGAAGACCAGCAAGGUAGCGCACUGCAUACUUAAAUAACCCUUUAGGACCCAGAUUGUAAUUCAAAACAGUUACUUGUAACUACCAUAGCACUGGUGGAAUGUAAAACUAAAUACACUGAUGGGUUUGUGUCAUAAAAUGUCAGCAGUUUGUGACAAGAUACUGAUAAGUGUGCAGGUUUCAAGACAAGUGAGGCAGAAGCAGCACAGUGCUAUUCAGGUAUCUAGACAGGUUAGUAAUAAGUGAUAUAGUGCUGUGUAAAUCUGUAGUAGGAUAAGAAAUGACACAAUGCACAGCUAAGCUCUAGCCACAUAAGACAUGGGUGGUACAGUACUCUGUGUAUGUCUGUUCUGCUGUCAAGUGAAACAGCAGUAAAGUGAUACAGUGCUCUGCAGGUCUGUGUGAGGGUAAAGAAUGAGUGAUACAGUGCUCUAAAGAUCUGUGUGAGGGUGAUGAAUGAGGAGUAAUAAAGUGCUCUAAAGAUCUGUGUGAGGGUGAUGAAUGAGUGAUACAGUGCUCUAAAGAUCUGUGUGAUGGUAAAGAAUGAGUGAUACAGGGCUCUGCAGGUCUGUGUGAUGGUGAAGAAUGAGUGAUACAGUGCUCUGCAGGUCUGUGUGAUGGUGAAGAAUGAGUGAUACAGUGCUCUGCAGGUCUGUGUGAUGGUAAAGAAUGAGUGAUACAGUGCUCUGCAGGUCUGUGUGAUGGUAAAGAAUGAGGAGUAAUAAAGUGCUCUGCAGGUGUAUGUGAUGGUAAAGAAUGAGUGAUACAGUGCUCUGCAGGUCUGUGUGAGGGUGAAGAAUGAGUGAUACAGUGCUCUGCAUGUCUGUGUGAUGGUGAAAAAUGAGGGAUACAGUGCUCUGCAGGUCUGUGUGAGGGUGAAGAAUGAGUGAUACAAUGCUCUGCAGGUGUAUGUGAUGGUAAAGAAUGAGUGAUACAGUGCUCUGCAGGUCUGUGUGAGGGUGAAGAAUGAGUGAUACAGUGCUCUGCAGGUCUGUGUGAGGGUGAAGAAUGAGUGAUACAGGGCUCUGCAGGUCUGUGUGAGGGUGAUGAAUAAGUGAUACAGUGCUCUGCAGGUCUGUGUGAGGGUGAAGAAUGAGUGAUACAGUGCUCUGCAGGUCUGUGUGAUGGUGAAGAAUGAGUGAUACAGGGCUCUGUAGGUCUGUGUGAGGGUGAAGAAUGAGGAGUAAUAAAGUGCUCUGCAGGUCUGUGUGAUGGUGAAGAAUGAGUGAUACAGUGCUCUGCAGGUCUGUGUGAGGGUGAAGAAUGAGUGAUACAGGGCUCUGCAGGUCUGUGUGAGGGUAAAGAAUGAGUGAUACAGUGCUCUGCAGGUCUGUGUGAGGGUGAAGAAUGAGUGAUACAGUGCUCUGCAGGUCUGUGUGAGGGUGAAGAAUGAGUGAUACAGUGCUCUGCAGGUCUGUGUGAGGGUGAAGAAUGAGUGAUACAGUGCUCUGCAGGUGUAUGUGAAGGUGAGGAAUGAGUGAUACAGUGCUCUGCAGGUCUGUGUGAUGGUGAAGAAUGAGUGAUACAGUACUUUGCAGGUCUGUGUGAGGGUGAAGAAUGAGUGAUACAGUGCUCUGCAGGUCUGUGUGAGGGUGAAGAAUGAGUGAUACAGUACUUUGCAGGUCUGUUUGAGGGUGAAGAAUGAGUGAUACAGUGCUCUGCAGGUCUGUGUGAGGGUGAAGAAUGAGUGAUACAGUGCUCUGCAGAUUUGUGCGAGGGUGAAGAAUGAGUGAUGCAGUGCUCUGCAGGUCUGUUUGAAGUUGAAUAAUUAGUGAUGCCGUGCUAUGCAGGUCUGUAUAAGGGUGAAUAUUGAGUGAUUCAGUGCUCUGCAGGUCUAGCAGGGUGAAAAAUGAGUCAUGUAGUGCUCUGCAGGUCUGUGUGAAGGUGAAGAAUUAGUGAUACAGUGCUCUGCAGGUCUGUGUCAGGGUGAAGAAUGAGUGAUACAGGGCUCUGCAGGUCUGUGUGAGGGUGAAGAAUGAGUGAUACAGUGCUCUGCAGGUCUGUGUGAGGGUGAAGAAUGAGUGAUACAGGGCUCUGCAGGUCUGUGUGAGGGUGAAGAAUGAGUUAUACAGUGCUCUGCAGGUCUGUGUGAGGGUGAAGAAUGAGUAAUACAGUGCUCUGCAGGUGUAUGUGAAGGUGAGGAAUGAGUGAUACAGUGCUCUGCAGGUCUGUGUGAGGGUGAAGAAUGAGUGAUACUGUGCUCUGCAGGUCUGUGUGAGGGUGAUGAAUAAGUGAUACAGUGCUCUGCAGCUCUGUGUGAGAGUGAAGAAUGAGUGAUACUGUGCUCUGCAGGUCUGUGUGAGGGUGAAGAAUGAGUAAUACAGUGCUCUGCAGGUGUAUGUGAAGGUGAGGAAUGAGUGAUACAGUGCUCUGCAGGUCUGUGUGAGGGUGAAGAAUGAGUGAUACUGUGCUCUGCAGGUCUGUGUGAGGGUGAUGAAUAAGUGAUACAGUGCUCUGCAGCUCUGUGUGAGAGUGAAGAAUGAGUGAUACAGUGCUCUGCAGGUCUGUGUGAAGGUGAAGAAUGAGUGAUGCAGUGCUCUGCAGGUCUGUUUGAAGUUGAAUAAUUAGUGAUGCCGUGCUAUGCAGGUCUGUGUGAGGGUGAACAAUGAGUGAUAUAGUGCUCUGCAGGUCUGUAUAAGGGUGAAUAUUGAGUGAUUCAGUGCUCUGCAGGUCUAGCAGGGUGAAAAAUGAGUCAUGUAGUGCUCUGCAGGUCUGUGUGAAGGUGAAGAAUUAGUGAUACAGUGCUCUGCAGGUCUGUGUCAGGGUGAAAAAUGAGUGAUACAGUGCUCUGCAGGUCUGUGUCAGGGUGAAAAAUGAGUGAUACAGUGCUCUGCAAGUCUGUGCGAAGGUGAAGAAUGAGUGAUACAGUGCUCUACAGGUCUGUAACAGGGUGAAGAAUAAGUGAUGCAGUGCUCUGCAGGUCUAUGUGAGGGUGAAGAAUGAGUGAUACAGUGCUCUGCAGGUCUGUGUGGGGGUGAAGAAUGAGUAAUACAGUGCUCUGCAGGUCUGUGUGAGGGUAAAGAAUGAGUGAUACAGUGCUCUGCAGGUCUGUGUGAGGGUAAAGAAUGAGUGAUACAGUGCUCUGCAGGUCUGUGUGAAGGUGCAGAAUGAGUGAUACAGUGCUCUGCAGGUCUCUAGCAGGGUGAAGAAUGAGUCAUGCAGUGCUCUGAAGGUCUUUGUGAGGGUGAUCAAUGAGUGAUACAAUGCUCUACAGGUCUUUGUGAGGGUGAUGAAUGAGUGAUACAGGGCUCUGCAGGUCUGUGUGAGGGUGAUGAAUGAGUGAUACAGUGCUCUGCAGGUCUUUGUGAGGGUGAAGUAUUAGUGAUACAGUGCUCUGCAGGUCUGUGUAAAGGUGAAGAAUGAGUGAUACAGUGCUCUGCAGGUCUGUGUGAAAGUGAAGAAUGAGCGAUACAGUGCUCUGCAGAUUUGUGCGAGGGUGAAGAAUGAGUGAUGCAGUGCUCUGCAGGUCUGUGUGAAGUUGAAUAAUUAAUGAUGCCGUGCUUUGCAGGUCUGUGUGAGGGUGAACAAUGAGUGAUAUAGUGCUCUGCAGGUCUGUAUAAGGGUGAAUAUUGAGUGAUGCAGUGCUCUGCAGGUCUAGCAGGGUGAAAAAUGAGUCAUGUAGUGCUCUGCAGGUCUGUGUGAAGGUGAAGAAUUAGUGAUACAGUGCUCUGCAGGUCUGUGUCAGGGUGAAAAAUGAGUGAUACAGUGCUCUGCAGGUCUGUGUGAGGGUUAAGAAUAAGUGAUACAGUGCUCUGCAAGUCUGUGCGAAGGUGAAGAAUGAGUGAUACAGUGCUCUACAGGUCUGUAACAGGGUGAAGAAUAAGUGAUGCAGUGCUCUGCAGGUCUGUGUGAAGGUGAAGAAUGAGUGAUACAGGGCUCUGCAGGUCUAUGUGAGGGUGAAGAAUGAGUGAUACAGUGCUCUGCAGGUCUGUGUGAGGGUGAAGAAUGAGUAAUACAGUGCUCUGCAGGUCUGUGUGAAGGUGCAGAAUGAGUGAUACAGUGCUGCAGGUCUCUAGCAGGGUGAAGAAUGAGUCAUGCAGUGCUCUGAAGGUCUUUGUGAGGGUGAUCAAUGAGUGAUACAAUGCUCUACAGGUCUUUGUGAGGGUGAUGAAUGAGGGAUACAGUGCUCUGCAGGUUUGUGUGAGGAUGAAGAAUGAGUGAUACAGUGCUCUGCGGGUCUUUGUGAGGCUGAAGAAUUAGUGAUACAGUGCUCUGCAGGUCUGCGUAAAGGUGAAGAAUGAGUGAUACAGUGCUCUGCAGGUCUGUAACAGGGUGAAGAAUGAGUAAAUCAGUGCUCUGCAGGUCUCUAGCAGGGUGAAGAAUGAGUCAUGCAGUGCUCUGCAGCGCUGUGUGAGGGUGAAGAAUGAGUCAUACAGUGCUCUGCAGGUCUGUGUGAGGGUGAAGAAUUAGUGAUACAGGGCUCUGCAGGUCUGUGGAAGGAUGGAGAAUGAGUGAUACAGUGCUCUGCAGGUCUGUGUGAAGGUGAAGAAUGAGUGAUACAGUGCUCUGAAGGUCUGUGGGAGGAUGGAGAAUGAGUGAUACAAAGCUCUGCAGGUCUGUGUGAGGGUGAGAAUGAGUGAUACAGAGCUCUGCAGGUCUGUAACAGUGUGAUGAAUGAGUGAUACAGUGCUCGUCUGCAGGUUUGUAAGAGGGUGAAGAAUGAGUGAUGCAGUGCUCUGCAGGUCUGUGUGAGGGUGAAGAAUGAGUGAUACAGUGCUCUGCAGGUCUGUGAGGGUGAUAAAUGAGUGAUACAGUGCUCUGCAGGUCAGUGUGAGGGUGAAGAAUGAGUGAUACAGUGCUCUGCAGGUCUGUGUAAGGGUCAAGAAUGAGCAAUACAGUGCUCUGUAGGUCUGUGAGAGUGAGGAAUGAGUGAUACAGUGCUCUGCAUCUCUGUGUGAAGGUGAGGAAUGAGUGAUACAGUGUUCUGCAGGUCUGUUUGAGUGGAUGAGUGAUACUGUGCUCUGCAGGUCUCUGUGAUGGUGAAGAAUGAGUGAUACUGUGCUCUGCAGGUCUGUGUGAGGGUGAAGAAUGAGAGAUACAGUGCUCUGUAGGUCUGUGUGAGGAUGAGGAAUGAGUGGUACAGUGCUCUGCAGGUCUGUGAAGGUGAAGAAUGCGUGAUACAGUGCUCUGCAGGUCUGUGUGAGGGUGAAAAUGAGUGAUACAGUGCUCUGCAGGUCUGUGUGAGGGUGAAGAAUGAGUGAUACAGUGCUCUGCAGGUCAGUGUGAAGGUGAAGAAUGAGUGAUACAAUGCUCUGCAGCUAUGUGUGAGGGUGAAGAAUGAGUGAAGCCGUGCUCUCCAAGUCUGUGGGGGGAUGAAUGAGUGAUACAGUGCUCUGCAGGUCUAUUUGAGGGUGAUGAAUGAGUGAUACAGUGCUCUACAGGUCUGUGUGAUGGUGAAUAUUUAGUGAUACAGGGCUCUGCAGGUCUGUGUGAGGGUGAAGAAUGAGUGAUUCAGUGUUCUGCAGGUCUGUGUGAAAGUGACAAAUGAGUGAUACAGUGCUCUGCAGGUCUGUGUGAAGGUAAAAAAUGAGUGAUACAGUUAUCUGCAGGUUUGUGAAGGUGGGGAAUAAAUGAUACAGUGCUCUGCAGGUCUGUGUGAAGGUGAGCAAUGAGUGAUACAGUGCUCUACAGAUCUAUAUGAGAGUGAAGUAUGAGUGAUACAGUUCUCUGCAGGUCUAUAUGAGAGUAAAGAAUGAGUGAUACAGUGCUCUGCAGGUCUAUAUCAAAGUGAAGAAUGAAUGAUACAGGGCUCUGCAUGUCUUUAGCAGAGUGAAGAAUGAGUGAUACAGUGCUCUGCAGGUCUAUAUCAGAGUGAAGAAUGAGUGAUACAGUGCUCUGCAGGUCUAUAUGAGAGUAAAGAAUGAGUGAUACAGUGCUCUGCAGGUCUAUAUCAGAGUGAAGAAUGAGUGAUAGAGGGUUCUGCAGGUCUUUAGCAGAGUGAAGAAUGAGUGAUACGGUGCUAUGCAGAUCUAUAUGAGAGUGAAGAAUGAGUGAUACAGUGCUCUGCAGCGCUGUGUGAGGGUGAAGAAUGAGUGAUACAGUGCUCUGCAGGUCUGUGUGAAGGUGAAGAAUGAGUGAUACAGUGCUCUGCAGAUCUAUAUGAGAGUGAAGAAUGAGUGAUACAGUGCUCUGCAGGUCUAUAUGAGAGUGAAGAAUGAGUGAUACAGUGCUCUGCAGGUCUAUAUGAGAGUGAAGAAUGAGUGAUACAGUGCUCUGCAGGUCUAUAUCAGAGUGAAGAAUGCGUGAUAGAAGUGCUCUGCAGGUCUAUAUGAGAGUGAAGAAUGAGUGAUGCAGUGCUCUGCAGGUCUAUAUCAGAGUGAAGAAUGAGUGAUACAGUGCUCUGCAGAUCUAUAUGAGAGUGAAGAAUGAGUGAUACGGUGCUCUGCAGGUCUAUAUCAGAGUAAAGAAUGAAUGAUACAGUGCCCUGCAGGUCUGUGUGAAAGUGAACAAUGAGUGAUACAGUAGUGCUCUGCAGAUCUAUAUGAGAGUGAAGAAUGAGUAAUACAGUGCUCUGCAGAUCUAUAUGAGAGUAAAGAAUGAGUGAUACAGGGCUCUGCAGGUCUAUAUGAGUGUAAAGAAUGCGUGAUACAGGGCUCUGCAGGUCUUUAGCAGAGUGUAGAAUGAGUGAUACAGUGCUCUGCAGAUCUAUAUGAGAGUAAAGAAUGAGUGAUGCAGGGCUCUGCAGAUCUAUAUGAGAGUGAAGAAUGAGUGAUACAGGGCUCUGCGGGUCUUUAGCAGAGUGUAGAAUGAGUGAUACAGUGCUCUGCAGGUCUGUGUGAGGGUGAAGAAUGAGUGAUACAGUGCUCUGCAGGUCUGUGUGAAAGUGAACAAUGAGUGAUACAGUAGUGCUCUGCAGAUCUAUAUGAGAGUGAAGAAUGAGUGAUAAAGUGCUCUGCAGGUCUAUAUCAGAGUAAAGAAUGAAUGAUACAGUGCCCUGCAGGUCUGUGUGAAAGUGAACAAUGAGUGAUACAGUAGUGCUCUGCAGAUCUAUAUGAGAGUAAAGAAUGAGUGAUACAGUUCUCUGCAGAUCUAUAUGAGAGUGAAGAAUGAAUGAUACAGGGCUCUGCAGGUCUAUAUCAGAGUAAAGAAUGAAUGAUACAGUGCCCUGCAGGUCUGUGUGAAAGUGAACAAUGAGUGAUACAGUAGUGCUCUGCAGAUCUAUAUGAGAGUGAAGAAUGAGUAAUACAGUGCUCUGCAGAUCUAUAUGAGAGUAAAGAAUGCGUGAUACAGUGCUCUGCAGAUCUAUAUGAGAGUGAAGAAUGCGUGAUACAGUGCUCUGCAGAUCUAUAUGAGAGUGAAGAAUGAGUGAUACAGGGCUCUGCAGGUCUUUAGCAGAGUGAAGAAUGAGUGAUACAGUGCUCUGCAGGUCUGUGUGAGGGUGAAGAAUGAGUGAUACAGUGCUCUGCAGGUCUGUGUGAAGGUGAAGAAUGAGUGAUACAGUGCUCUGCAGGUCUGUUUGAAGGUGAAGAAUGAGUGAUACAGUGCUCUGCAGAUCUAUAUGAGAGUGAAGAAUGAGUGAUACAGUGCUCUGCAGGUCUAUAUCAGAGUGAAGAAUGAGUGAUACAGUGCUCUGCAGGUCUAUAUGAGAGUGAAGAAUGAGGGAUUCAGUGCUCUUCAAGUCAAUAUAAGAGUGAAGAAUGAGUGAUACAGUGCUUUGAAGGUCUGUGUGAAGGUAAAGAAUGUCAUGCAGUGCUCUGCAGGUCUGUGUGGAGGUGAAAUCAGUGAUACAGUGCUCUGUAUGUCUCUUGCAGGGUGAAGAAUGAGUAAUAAAGUGCUCUGCAGGUCUGUAUCAGAGUGUAGAAUGAGUGAUACAGUGCUCUGCAGGUCUGUAUCAGAGUGAAGAAUGAGUGAUACAGUGCUCUGCAGGUCUUUAGCAGAGUGAAGAAUGCGUGAUACAGUGCUCUGCAGGUCUUUAGCAGAGUGAAAAAUGAGUGAUACAGUGCUCUGCAGGUUUAUAUCAGAGUGAAGAAUGAGUGAUACAGUGCUCUGCAGGUUUAUAUCAGAGUGAAUAAUGAGUGAUAUAGUGCUCUGCAGGUUUAUAUGUUAGUGAAGAAUGAGUGAUACAGUGCUCUGCAGGUUUAUAUGUUAGUGAAGAAUGAGUGAUACAGUGCUCUGCAGGUCUGUAACUGGUCGAAGAAUGAGUGAUACAGUGCUCUGCAGGUCUAUAUGAGUGUAAAGAAUGCGUGAUACAGGGCUCUGCAGGUCUUUAGCAGAGUGUAGAAUGAGUGAUACAGUGCUCUGCAGAUCUAUAUGAGAGUAAAGAAUGAGUGAUGCAGGGCUCUGUAGAUCUAUAUGAGAGUGAAGAAUGAGUGAUACAGGGCUCUGCGGGUCUUUAGCAGAGUGUAGAAUGAGUGAUACAGUGCUCUGCAGGUCUGUGUGAGGGUGAAGAAUGAGUGAUACAGUGCUCUGCAGGUCUGUGUGAAAGUGAACAAUGAGUGAUACAGUAGUGCUCUGCAGAUCUAUAUGAGAGUGAAGAAUGAGUGAUAAAGUGCUCUGCAGGUCUAUAUCAGAGUAAAGAAUGAAUGAUACAGUGCCCUGCAGGUCUGUGUGAAAGUGAACAAUGAGUGAUACAGUAGUGCUCUGCAGAUCUAUAUGAGAGUAAAGAAUGAGUGAUACAGUUCUCUGCAGAUCUAUAUGAGAGUGAAGAAUGAAUGAUACAGGGCUCUGCAGGUCUAUAUCAGAGUAAAGAAUGAAUGAUACAGUGCCCUGCAGGUCUGUGUGAAAGUGAACAAUGAGUGAUACAGUAGUGCUCUGCAGAUCUAUAUGAGAGUGAAGAAUGAGUAAUACAGUGCUCUGCAGAUCUAUAUGAGAGUAAAGAAUGCGUGAUACAGUGCUCUGCAGAUCUAUAUGAGAGUGAAGAAUGCGUGAUACAGUGCUCUGCAGAUCUAUAUGAGAGUGAAGAAUGAGUGAUACAGGGCUCUGCAGGUCUUUAGCAGAGUGAAGAAUGAGUGAUACAGUGCUCUGCAGGUCUGUGUGAGGGUGAAGAAUGAGUGAUACAGUGCUCUGCAGGUCUGUGUGAAGGUGAAGAAUGAGUGAUACAGUGCUCUGCAGGUCUGUUUGAAGGUGAAGAAUGAGUGAUACAGUGCUCUGCAGAUCUAUAUGAGAGUGAAGAAUGAGUGAUACAGUGCUCUGCAGGUCUAUAUCAGAGUGAAGAAUGAGUGAUACAGUGCUCUGCAGGUCUAUAUGAGAGUGAAGAAUGAGGGAUUCAGUGCUCUUCAAGUCAAUAUAAGAGUGAAGAAUGAGUGAUACAGUGCUUUGAAGGUCUGUGUGAAGGUAAAGAAUGUCAUGCAGUGCUCUGCAGGUCUGUGUGGAGGUGAAAUCAGUGAUACAGUGCUCUGUAUGUCUCUUGCAGGGUGAAGAAUGAGUAAUAAAGUGCUCUGCAGGUCUGUAUCAGAGUGUAGAAUGAGUGAUACAGUGCUCUGCAGGUCUGUAUCAGAGUGAAGAAUGAGUGAUACAGUGCUCUGCAGGUCUUUAGCAGAGUGAAGAAUGCGUGAUACAGUGCUCUGCAGGUCUUUAGCAGAGUGAAAAAUGAGUGAUACAGUGCUCUGCAGGUUUAUAUCAGAGUGAAGAAUGAGUGAUACAGUGCUCUGCAGGUUUAUAUCAGAGUGAAUAAUGAGUGAUAUAGUGCUCUGCAGGUUUAUAUGUUAGUGAAGAAUGAGUGAUACAGUGCUCUGCAGGUUUAUAUGUUAGUGAAGAAUGAGUGAUACAGUGCUCUGCAGGUCUGUAACUGGUCGAAGAAUGAGUGAUACAGUGCUCUGCAGGUCUGUAACUGGUCGAAGAAUGAGUGAUACAGUGCUCUACAGGUUUAUAUCAGAGUGAAUAAUGAGUGAUAUAGUGCUCUGCAGGUCUGUAACAGGUAGAAUAAUGAGUGAUACAGUGCUCUGCAGGUCUAUAUGAGAGUGAAGAAUGAGUGAUACAGUGCUCUGCAGGUUUAUAUCAGAGUGAAUAAUGAGUGAUAUAGUGCUCUGCAGGUCUGUAACAGGUAGAAUAAUGAGUGAUACAGUGCUCUGCAGGUCUAUAUGAGAGUGAAGAAUGAGUGAUACAGUGCUCUGCAUGUCUGUAGCAGGGUUAGGACUGAGUGGUACAGUAGUCUUCAGGUAUGUAGCAAGGUCAGGAUUGUGUAAUAGAGUACACUAUAGGUCUGCCGUAAAUCAGGACUGAGUGGUACAGUACUCUGCAGGUCUGUAGCAGGGUCAGGACUAAGUGGUACAAUACUCUUCAGGUAUGUAGCAGGGUCAGGACUGAGUGGUACAGUAGUCUUCAGGUUCAAAGCAGGGUCCAUAAUGGGUGGUACAAUACUCUGCAGGUCUUUGUAGGGUUAGGAAUGAGUGGUAAAAUACUCUGCAGGUCUUUGUAGGGUCAUGACUGGGUGGUACAAAACUCUGUAGGACUUUUGUAGGGUCAGGGGUGAGUUCUAAAGUACUCUGCAGGACUUUUGUAGGAUCAGUACUGAGUUCUACAGUACUCUGCAGGACUUUUGUAGGGUCAGUACUGAGUGUUACGGUAUUAUGUGGGUCUUUUGUAGGGUCAGGAAUGAGAGGUACAGUGCUCUACAGAUCUUUUUAGGGUCAUGACUGGGUGGUACAAUACUCUGCAGGUCUUUGCAGGGUCAGGGCUGAGUGGUACAAUACUCUGUAGGUCUUUUGUAGGGUCUGGACUGAGUGGCACUAUACUCUGUAGGAAUUUUGUAGGGUCAGGAUUGAGUGGUACAAUACUCUGUGUGUCUUUUGUAGGGUCGGGAUUGAGUGGUACAGUACUCUGUGGGUCUUUUGCAGGGUCUGGACUGGGUGGUACAGUACUCAGUAGGUCUUUUGUAGGGUCAGCACUGAGUGGUACAUUACUCUGCAGGUCGCUAGUUAGUGGAGGAGACAGAGUGCAAUAUGCUGUAAUUCUUUUGAAGAGUUGUACCUUUAUGCAAAGCUCUGUAAGUCUUCUACCCAAUCUAAAUCCAGUUGUAAAAUAAUAUUUUAUUUACCCAUAGGAAGCCAGUGGUUUAGUGUCUAAGUUUUUAGCCUACCCAUGGUUUAAUCAGACAUUUAAUGGUCGGUAUAUCUCUAACCAAUCCUGAGAUAACUUAUGAGAUGUUCUGUGGAUCUCAAGCCAUUAGCUUCAUUAGUGCAGUGUUCUAUGUGUUUCAGAGGCUAUUGGGAGUCAUGCAAUGCUCUGCAGAACCCUAGUGAGUUUGCGUUUAGUGGUGCAACACUCUGUAGAUCAGUGUCUCAGUUCUGUGAAAAUGUCUAACCAGGUAACUGUUGUGUACUGCCCUGCACAAAAACCACCAAAAUGCCAGAGGCCUAAUGCAGUACAGCCUGAUUAUAGGAAAGGGAUGUAAUGCUCUGCAGAGCUCUAAUCAGAUCUGGAAUAAGAAAAUGAAUGUUCUGCAGACCCUACACAAUAUGAAUGCUUAGUUGUGCCAUGCACUGCAUACCUUUACUUACAACUGAGCUCUCACUUAGGGCCUGAUAUUCAAAACAUUGCCGACAUGGAGAGAAGUCACACAAUAUCUGUGGGAUUUUUUUUAAGACCUUGUAAUGUAGAAGUCUCUGUAUCACAUAAAGAACAAUACAUAGCAACAUACAAGUCUCAAGAUAACAUUUGUGUUUAAAAUUGUUUUAAGGGACUAGUGACGAGACUUAGAUUAUCUCCCUGAGCAGCGAGGUUUUGAAUAUCAGGCCGUAUGUCAGCAGAUUGUUAAUUGUCUGCAACUCACUAGAGUUGGAGAAUCUAAUGCUCUUCAGCUUUAUGCAGUGAGGUAAGGGGUUAAUAAAAAAGUAUGUUUAUCUGCAGCGAGAUCAGAACUCAGCUUUGAAUUUUCUGCACUUAUCCCUAACUGAAUUAAGACUUAGGGCUAGAUUUAUUAAACUGCGUAUGCUGCUUUUUCCGCACGAGCCUUCAGGCUCGCCAGAAACAAAGCUCCUUAACUCAUCCGCCUUUGAGGUGGCAGACAGCAAUCAUCCCGAUCAGAUACGAUGAUUGACACUCCCUGCUAGCGGCCGUGUGCAUUGCAUUGCAUUGCACAAGCAUUUCACAAGAAAUGCUUGUGCAAUCAUGAUAAAUGCCAACCGCGUAUGCUGUCGGCAUUUAGCAAUGUCAGCGUACAUGAUCUGUUACAGCGGAUCAUGUCCGUCUGACAUUUAAUAAAUCUACCCCUUAAUGUUGCAAUGCUCUGCAAAAAUAUCUAGGAGUUAGCUUUAAUGUGCUGCCUGACUCUGGCUAAGUCAUGGGUUGGUAGUUAGGUUAAGGUCCAGUGGUGCAAUCCUCUGCAGUUAUCCUAACCCAGUCAGCUGUCAAUUGUCAACAGAUAAGUAAGAUCAGGAGUCAGUGGUGCAAUAUUCUUCUGAUUUCAAGCCAAUCAAGUCUAAGUGGUGCAAUACACUGCAGCUUGGGGCAUCAUUAAUACAAUACUCAGUACAAUGAAUCAGUUGAGGUGUAAACAUUUUGUUUAUUUUAUUCUUUUUCAGACCCUAGAAGGCCAGUGCAAGUUCAGUGUUAGCACACGGAGACACAGUCAGAUUGCUGCAUGUUUCAUGGCAUUUGUAAACAUUUUUAAGCCAGGGCAGUCAGAUGGUUGUAAUCCUGUGAUGUGUCAAUAAAGUUUGAUAUUUCUAAA